ACAAAUAAUUGCUAUUGUACUUAUUACUUGUCCUUUCUCUCAAGCAUUGGAGACUCAGAGAGAAAAAGAGAGUGCAAAAGCUUCAACAAUGGAGAAGGAAGGAUGUGAGAUCGAAGCUCUAGAUAUUGAUUACAACAUCACUGAGCGGAAGAUUAAUGUUAAUCCUUUCGGAAUCUUUACAAGGAAGCCGGUUCUGGAAGCUGACCAACCGGUUAAGCUUGAGGAUGGAACCUACAAGAAAGUCAAGCAUGUACUAAAAGGAGUGACCUGCAGAGCCAAACCGUGGGAGAUUCUCGCCAUCGUUGGUCCAAGUGGGGCAGGGAAGUCUUCUCUGCUCGAAAUUCUAGCUGGAAGACUCAUCCCUCAAACCGGUUCGGUUAUCGUCAAUCAGAGACCGGUCGACAGAGCCAAUUUCAAGAAAAUCUCCGGUUACGUCACGCAGAAGGACACUCUGUUUCCUCUGCUCACGGUGGAGGAAACGCUUUUGUUCAGCGCCAAGCUGCGGUUAAAGCUACCCGCAGAGGAGCUGAAAACACGUGUUAAGUCGUUGGUGCGUGAGCUUGGACUCGAAGCUGUAGCCACGGCUCGUGUGGGAGAUGACAGCGUCAGAGGAAUAUCGGGUGGUGAGAGACGCCGCGUCUCUAUAGGAGUUGAAGCUAUUCACGACCCCAAGGUUCUGAUUCUCGAUGAGCCGACCUCUGGUCUCGACAGCACUUCUGCUCUUCAGAUCAUAGACAUGCUCAAGCUCAUGGCUGAGACAAGAGGCCGGACCAUAGUUCUAACCAUCCACCAGCCGGGUUUUCGUAUAGUCAAACUGUUCAAUUCCGUUCUUCUGUUGGCUAACGGCUCGACGCUGAACCAAGGCUCGGUGGAUCAGCUCGGCGUCUACUUAAGAUCAAACGGUCUGCAGCAUCCUCUCCAUGAGAAUAUAGUCGAAUUCGCCAUCGAGUCGAUCGAAGCCAUCACUAAGCACCAGAGGCUACAGCAAAGCAGAAGACUAGUAGUGGCUCAUGUCCCAACAUCACAAGGCGAGGGGAGAAGCGGCAAGUUCACGCUACAGCAGCUGUUUCAACAAUCAAAGGUCGCCGACGUAGGAACCAUGAAGAUAGGUAAAGAAUUCACAAGAGAUUUCGCGAAUUCGAGGCUUGGAGAGACUAUGAUACUCACUCAUAGAUUCUCCAAGAACAUUUUCAGAACCAAGGAGCUCUUUGCUUGCAGGACGGUUCAGAUGCUAGGCUCAGGGAUUGUUCUAGGUCUGAUUUUUCACAAUCUCAAGGACGAUUUGAAAGGCGCGCGAGAGAGAGUGGGACUCUUCGCGUUCAUAUUGACAUUCCUGCUUACUUCAACGAUAGAGGCGCUCCCUAUAUUUCUGCAAGAGAGAGAGAUUCUCAUGAAGGAGACCUCAAGUGGAAGCUACAGAGUUUCUUCCUACGCCGUCGCGAACGGGCUUGUUUACUUGCCGUUUCUGCUCAUUCUAGCGAUUCUGUUUUCAGUCCCAGUGUACUGGCUGGUGGGGCUGAACCCUAGCUUCAUGGCUUUCUUGCACUUUUUGCUACUAAUCUGGUUGAUCCUCUACACAGCCAACUCGGUGGUUGUGUGCUUUAGCGCACUGGUUCCUAACUUCAUCGUCGGGAACUCGGUGAUUUCCGGUGUGAUGGGCUCCUUCUUUCUCUUCUCCGGAUACUUCAUAUCGAAGAAUGAGAUCCCUGGGUACUGGAUUUUCAUGCACUACAUCUCUCUGUUCAAGUACCCUUUUGAAGGUUUUUUGAUAAACGAGUUCUCUAAGUCGAGCAAGUGUUUGGAGUAUGGAAUCGGAAAGUGUUUGAUGACCGAGGAGGGUCUGCUGAAAGAAGAAAGGUAUUGCGAGGAAAACAGAUGGAGAAACGUUGUCAUCAUGCUGUGUUUUGUCUUGCUCUACAGGUUUGUUUCCUAUGUGAUUCUGAGGUGUAGAUGUUCACAAAGAAGUUUCAAAAGUACUCUUGUUUAGAUGUGGUAACAAAUAAUGUCUUUUAUCUGCAAAACGUUGGCUUUAUAAGUUUGUUCAAAUGUUCAAUUUA
Molecule: messenger RNA, 2057 nt
Organism: Brassica oleracea var. oleracea
Lineage: Eukaryota; Viridiplantae; Streptophyta; Magnoliopsida; Brassicales; Brassicaceae
Product: ABC transporter G family member 5
Exons: 1
Coding region: 89-1987 (632 amino acids)
Cellular component (GO): membrane
Molecular function (GO): ATP binding; ATP hydrolysis activity; ABC-type transporter activity
Source: RefSeq, a predicted model, not a curated record